AUGUCUGACGUUUCGAUUGAGUUCAUCUCGACUGGCAGGGUCAAGAUGAGAGAACCAAUGAGCGGACAACCCAUCACCAACAGGAACACUACGCUCCGCCUACUCCGCUCCUUCACAGGAGAGUGGACACCAUGGAUGCCCAUUGGCGUCUUCCUCAUCAAACACCCCGAUGGGCCCAUCUUGAUCGAUACCGGAGCGUCACCUCAAUGCACGGAACCAGGGUAUUUUCCAACUUUGAGCUAUCUCGCCACGGUGCUCAACCAGCUUGAGGUGGAACCAGAAGAUGGCGUCGUGAGCCAAAUGGAAAAGCUUGGUGUGCGUCCAGCAGACUUGCAGGCUGUGGUUCUCACACAUCUACAUCACGAUCAUGCUGGUGGCCUGAAGGAAAUCGUUGAGGCUGCCCCGAAUGUGCCUGUCUUCAUCAGCACUACCCACUGGGAGGCCUUCGGAAAGCACCCUACCUAUGCUGCUAUGCAAGGUUGUGCUUCCAACCAUUGGCCAAAGCAGUUCAAUCUAAAGUUACUGAAGUUUGAUGGAGAGCCGGUCGGGCCAUGGAGUCGGUCAGAGUCCAUCACAGCCGACGGAGCAGUUGUCGCAGUAGAGACACCGGGACAUGUUCCGGGGCACCUCUCUGUGAUUGUGAAAGGCAGCAGCUCAAGUACAGAUGACGCUGAGAAGUACUUCAUUACAGGCGAUGCUACGUACAGUUUGGAGUUGUUGGAAAGAGGGGAGCCGGAUGGCAUUAACCAGGAUCCAAUGACCGCGUUUAAGAGCUUACAGCUCAUCAAGGAGUUUUCAAGGCAGGAAAAGGUGGUCCUUCUGGUUAGCCAUGAUGUAAACACGGCUGCAAGGUUGCGAUUGAAGGAGCUAUACCAUCCGAAGGAGUGA
Molecule: messenger RNA, 888 nt
Organism: Fusarium keratoplasticum
Lineage: Eukaryota; Fungi; Ascomycota; Sordariomycetes; Hypocreales; Nectriaceae
Product: Lactamase-B domain-containing protein
Exons: 1
Coding region: 1-888 (295 amino acids)
Source: RefSeq, a predicted model, not a curated record